Ixodes scapularis (black-legged tick) is the source of this 1831-nucleotide messenger RNA. RefSeq names its product zinc finger protein GLI4. Bases 820 to 1677 code for a protein of 285 amino acids. The transcript has 3 exons. Gene Ontology annotation, cellular component: nucleus. The record is from RefSeq and is a predicted model, not a curated record. Gene Ontology annotation, molecular function: DNA-binding transcription factor activity, RNA polymerase II-specific; RNA polymerase II transcription regulatory region sequence-specific DNA binding. Lineage: Eukaryota; Metazoa; Arthropoda; Arachnida; Ixodida; Ixodidae. Gene Ontology annotation, biological process: regulation of transcription by RNA polymerase II.
CCGGAGAAGGGCCCAUCCCCCAUUUUUUUUUUUGCGAUUAUCUCCAAAGUUGGAGUGGGCGCCCGGUGUUAUUGGCCAGGCACUGAUCGAGACCCGUUGGAGACUGAGAUAUAAACAUUGAGAUUUUAAUUUUGCGGAAAUAGCUGUCUUAAAUCAAGGCAAGUUAAUUCAUGUAUUUGUAAUAAUCUAGAUCAUGUUGGCACAAUGUAGAUCACUACAACUGCAUAGUUUCCAAUUGAUGGAAAGGGUAAGAUUUGGUAACCCAAGAAAUGUGACUUAGUAGGAGUGCCUCUUAGGCCAAUGUGACCAUUCUGUGUUUGACCAUUGUGUAUUCGGUGGAGCACACUGCACACUGUUCAGACUUCCGGUGCUUAUGAGUAACUAGUAAGGGCAUUUUUGUCUAGCCAGUGUACUGGAUGGUCUGUUGCAAACAUUCAUCGAGAUAUACCGGAUAUCCCGGCCCUAAAAAAAAUGUACACAGUGAUUUGUUUUUUCAUUGCAAAAACAAACUAUGGAUUGUGGAACCGGCUGAUAGAGGCCAUGAAUAGCCAAACGGUACGUCAUCAGCUAAUGGGAGCAGGUCCCAUUUUCCUAUCAAGCUUUUAAAAAUGUCAUCUACUACUUUUGAACGAGAUAAGUGCUCAAACUUUGGCGUCGUGCCCUGACUACUGGCGCUACGUUUGGGCAGAGACAGCACAUUCGGCAACGCGUAUAAUUUAAUUUUGCAGCAAAGAAGAAGAAAGCGGUAAAUAUUUUUUGGGGGGCACUUUCGUGACUUUGGCGGUAAAAAAAUACAGCAUUAAAUUUUACGAAUUGCUUAUGCAGUAUUCGUAUAACGUGCCAUUUCUUUCCACUCUCGUCCGGCAGCUUGGGCAAGUUGACGGCAAGAUGUGGCAUUCAAAUUGUUGGUGCCCCAGUCUUCGCUCUUCCCGGCUCUUUCGCCUGGAACAAGAAGAAGCAACCAGAACUUCUCCUGUCCCCCUACUUCAAAUGAUUGCACCUAGAGUCAGUUGCGGCAGCAGAAGCGGCUGGGGUUCCUCGCCUGGCAAGCACGCAAGAUCGGUCGAAGGUCCGCCACCAGCGGCACAAGUGGCGAUUCCCUGCCAGCGGGGUAGCGCAGGUCCUCCGUUUGUCCCGCCGAGGAGGUGGAAGAUACGACGCGAGAAGGCGCUUCACGAGUGCCGUUUCUGCCCGUACUCCUGCGAGAACAGCUCCGGCCUCGUCAAGCACGAGCGGACCCACACGGGCGAGAAACCCUUUCAGUGCCAGUCGUGUCUGAAGGGCUUCGCGGUGGAGGCCAACUACGUCAGGCACCUCAAGGUUCACAGGGAGGGCAACUUCAAGUGCAGCUUCUGCGACGCGCUGUUCGCCCACAAAAAGGACAGGACUGUCCACGAGCGAGUGCAUUGGGGCGACACUCCGCGGUGCGACGUGUGCGGGCGGCAGUUCAACAGCAUCGCCUCCCUGAUCCAGCACAAGGAGCUGCGGCACAAGAAGCUGCCGUCCAAGGAGGCAGCGCCAGCUGUGCACGAAGGAGGUGCCGUAGUGAAGACGGAAGACGACGUGUCGGAGUUGCUGGAGAGUUUGAUGGAGCCAGGGAAGGGUGGGGAGGUGACCCUGGUCAAGGUCGAGUGCCCGUCAGUGGACGUCGUCGAAGUCUCGACGCCGCCUCUCUGAGGAGAGGUAUGAAAUGGACCUCCGACAAGACUUUUUUUUCAACUAUUUACAUCCUUGGAAUACUGCCGAGGAUUUACUCUUCCCGGCAUACUAUUUAUUAUAUCUAAGUUCAGAACAGCUAUUGAGAAAGCGGGAAAUAAAGGCGAUGCAAAAA